Molecule: messenger RNA, 1319 nt
Organism: Nematostella vectensis (starlet sea anemone)
Lineage: Eukaryota; Metazoa; Cnidaria; Anthozoa; Actiniaria; Edwardsiidae
Product: forkhead box protein D3
Exons: 1
Coding region: 12-947 (311 amino acids)
Biological process (GO): regulation of transcription by RNA polymerase II; anatomical structure morphogenesis; cell differentiation
Molecular function (GO): RNA polymerase II cis-regulatory region sequence-specific DNA binding; DNA-binding transcription factor activity, RNA polymerase II-specific
Source: RefSeq, a predicted model, not a curated record
AACGUGCUGACAUGGCGACAGAUGAUGCAAAGAUGUUUAAAAUGGAGGAAAAUAGUGCUUUGUUAGCGAAACGCGAGAUGGGAAGUCCAGAGAGAGUAUCUACGGCGGUGAUAGAAGACGAUGACGAGGACAUGCAUUGUCGUGCUCUCAGUCCCAAAGAACCUGAUCUUGUGAGUAAAAGGCAAGGGACGGCGCUCUCCAAACCACCUUACUCCUACAUAGCGCUUAUUACAAUGGCGAUCUUACAGUCACCUCAACGCAAGCUCACCCUCAGUGAUAUCUGCGAGUUUAUCAAGCGAAGGUUUCCGUACUAUAGAGAGAAGUUCCCGUCCUGGCAAAACUCAAUUAGACACAAUCUCUCGUUGAACGACUGCUUCGUCAAGAUGCCCCGAGAACCGGGAAAUCCUGGUAAAGGAAAUUACUGGACUCUAGACCCCGCGAGCGAAGGAAUGUUCGACAACGGCAGCUUCUUGAGGCGAAGGAAGCGAUUCAAACGACCGAGGCCGCCGGAUGGCAUGAGCGGCUCAUAUGGAUUACAGUAUUACUGGAAUUGCGAUUCGUUAUGUUGGAGAGCUCCGCUGUACGCGACGACGUACCCGAUAUCUGCGUACGUCCCCUACUUCUCACCACCACACGCCAUCCCAAGACCACCGUCACUACACAGAGAUCCACCUCCGUCACUACCUCCCCAACUACCGCUCUCCCUUCCUACACUCGCACCCAAGGACAAGGAAAAAGAAAAACCCAAGUUCACCAUUGCGAGCAUCAUGGGUGAGAGCGAAGAGCCAAAAAGACCGAAAUCUGCCGAGUCAGAACAUUCGCCGAUUCACUCACCGACUGAGAGCCGUGUGUUUGGCUGCGGCUCGGCGAGCUCACCGUGCCCUUAUGAUAGUAUAAACGCGUGCCGUGGGUUCUGUGUACAGUGUAACUACGCUGCUGUCAGGUAGCUUUUAUGGACACUCAAGCCUAAAACCAGUGAAAAUACUCUCUCAGGGCGAACAAUUGGAAUUCUCCAUGAGGACUUUGACUUGACUCAAUGACUGACUCGAAGGAGAUGUUUAUAGUCGUUUCUCUUCCUAAUUCCUUUCCUGUGUUUACCAAACUUCGUUACACUUUUCUAUUAAGCUCUACUUUUGCCUUUCAUUGCUUUCAACUAAACCUUCAUCAGCAUUAAUUGGCCCUCGUUACUCUCAAUGAUAUUGUAAAUAGCUGAAACACGAGUUCAAUACGAAUGACCCUCAUCCAUGUAGUGCAGGCUUACAUCUAUUCUAUUGUAACUUGUGAACUCUUGAAUUGUACAUAAAGUGACUUCAUUGCGA